Molecule: messenger RNA, 940 nt
Organism: Phyllotreta striolata
Lineage: Eukaryota; Metazoa; Arthropoda; Insecta; Coleoptera; Chrysomelidae
Source: the annotation of a GenBank genome assembly
GUUAAGUGGUUUUUUGGUGAAAAAGUUUUCUUUAUAAAUAAAUAAAAUGCUUAAGAAUAUUAAAACCGAAUCAUUUUACGAUUUAUGUAUAGAAGAAUCGUUGUUUCUCGAAGAAAAUGUUGAAGAAUCAUUGAAAUAUCUUUAUGAACAUGGAUAUAGAACAAUAGCUAUAAAUCAAUCAAUAAACGACGACAAUUUAGGGGCACAAAAGAAAUCUAAAGGAAGCAAUAAAAAAGUAAAAAAUUCCGAAGUUCCUCCACCAAUCGAUUUAUCACCUUUGAUAGAAACCGUCGAUAAAUUAAACUUGCGUGGAUUUCAAAUUUUCAACAGAUUAACCAUAACGUAUUCCAAUUCAGAAACUUUUAACAAAUUUAUUAAAUCGAAUCAUUAUAAAAAAUACCAUUUAAUAGCAAUCAUUCCAACAACACCGGAAGCCCAUAAUUAUGCUUGUUCAAGUGCAGUUGAAGCUGACAUCUACUCGUACAAUCCAGAGAAUAAAUUUACCGCCCGGCUAACGAGAAAAAUGUACAACAAAAUUGUACAACACGGCUAUUACUUUGAAUUGCAAUACAGCCAUGCCAUUGAAGAUUCUACUAAAAGGAAGAAUUUAAUACAUGUGUCUCACAUGUACCACUCGACUGGGAAGUCGAAAAAUGUAUUUUUCUCGAGUGGCGCGAAAAAUUUGAAUCUUAUUAGAAACCCGUACGACAUACUUAGCCUAGGAUUCCUGUUCGGUUUGAACGAAUUGCAAUGUAAAAGUUGCGUUCAACAUACUCCCCAACAAGUAAUUAUACAUUCUGUUGGGAGGAGACAUGGUAAAGCUCUUUUCUUUGUUGAAAACGUAGAAGAAACUCAGGAAAAUGAUCACAAUGAUUUAUCCAAUUGUGAGCCUCAAAAAAAGAAGAUUAAAAUGAUUGUAGAUGCAGAUGUAGAGACAUAA